Molecule: messenger RNA, 1869 nt
Organism: Moesziomyces aphidis
Lineage: Eukaryota; Fungi; Basidiomycota; Ustilaginomycetes; Ustilaginales; Ustilaginaceae
Source: the annotation of a GenBank genome assembly
AUGGAGAACGCACUGCAGUCGCUCACCAACACGCUCGAGGCCAUCAACAGCCGCCAGGCAGCUGCCCGUAGGCGCGCCAGGAAGGGCGUCGACGCUACGCCAUUCACCUCGGCCGUGCUCAAUCGCGAGCGUCUCGACAUCUACACCUACAUCCGCGACGCCGACGCGCACACCGAGGCAAACCUCUUCUGGUAUCCGCCCGUACCCCAAUCAGCCUCCGCCUCUCGCGCAGGCCCCAGCUCCUCGACGCACAAUCGCUCCGCCCACUCCACUCGCAGCUCGAGUGCAGCUCAUCUCGGCGAUGAUACCGCCGACGCCAACCUGCUCCUCGCGCCCCGUCUUCCUGAACCCAGGCAGGUGGCUCCUCCAACGCCGCUGCGCAACAACCAUGCCGGCUCCACCUUCCAGGGCCAGAAUCAGGCCAACGACGAUCCGCGUCUGUUGCUCAUGGCUGCACUCCGCCUCAACGAAACUUGUGGCAAAGGCACGCGCACGCGCAAGUACAUCAAGGGCCUCCUCAAGACACACUCCAAUCUCGCCCAGUCCAUCAAAUCGUACGAGCUCCAGAUUCGUCAGAGCGAGGCCGAGCUGCGUGCCAAUGCAGAGGGAAGACCCGGUGCUGUCGCUUCGGGUGCCGGCGCAGCUCACGACGCGUCGCACCCGGACAAUGCGGCAUCUGCGCUCGAUGAGGCCAACAUGCUUCUGUCGGAAGUGCAGGAGAGCAUCCGCAAGGAGGAACUCGAGAUCCUCGCGCUCGACGAGAUGAUUGGCGAGCUGCGUCAGGCCCGAAACGAUCGCCAAAAGCAGGAGCUUCAAAAGCAACAGCAAGCUGCCCUCGCUGCCGACGUCACCUUGCAGACGCACGAGCGCAGUGCACUGCGUGUGCUCCCACGCGAAUCGCUCGGUCGAUCCGCGGCUGACGAUGCACGCGCCCAACAAGCUGUGCGCGAGGCUAGCCAACCUCCGGCGCAAGACGACGAGCAAGAGCUGCUGGACAGCCCUCUCGACGUCUCGAACCAGACGGCGGACGCGGACUUUGUUGCCGAGGAAGCUGACGAGUCCGCCAUGGUUGCCCAAGUACAGCACAAUGUCGACGAGACGGUGGAGCCUGACUCGUCCUUCGCGAGCUCACACCACGAUACCUUGUUGCAGCAGUCUUCCAACGCGGAUGCUGACCUCACGAUCCAGCAUGGCGAGCAGGACCACGUCGAGUCGGACGAUGCAAAUGAGUUGGCAGACAACUCUGCUGCCAUCCUCCCUGCCGACAUCCCGGUGGAAGCCGUGGCAGCGCACACCCAAGAAUCUGCGCCAUCGCAUCUGCACGUCCCGGCGCAACAGAGUUCCGACGAGCUCGAGCGCGUCACGCAAAAGGUGUGGGAGGUGUUUGGAGACGCUCUCCGCUUUGUCGCACCCGAGCGCGAAAGCUCCAGCUACGCAGACACGCUCGACGUGCUCAAGUCGCUGAUGAGCGGAGGCGAUCGACCGAAUCUGGGCGACUACUCAGUCGGCUCGGUGCAGACCUCUUCGACCACGACGACGACGAGCGAGGCGUCGGGUGCAGCGACGGCGGCUCAGCUUACGCCCGAGGUGCUCAUGACGGCCUUUGUCAUCUUCCAGAUGCUCGUGUCGGAGGAGCCGCACCAGCUCAACAUCGACGAACUCAAGGUGCGCGGCCACGAGUGGUGGGCUGCGUCGGGCAUGCAGGUGUGGAUGCAGGCGCGAAGCCACGAGGAGGGCGAGGUGCCCAGUCGCAUCGAGGCGUUUGAAGACGGGCAGAACCUGGCGAGGAAAGCGACGUACGGAAUGAUCUCCAAGCAGCUCUUUGCGAUCCGACGCCAGAAGGGUGUUGGCCUCGUUGGGUUUGCAUAG